AUGUCCUCCCUAAGCAGCUCCUCAGAUUCUGGCUCUGACUCUGACUCUGCCUCGUCUUCGGCGUCGAAGCGCGCACUGGAACAGGAGGAUGUCGAAAGCAGCAAUGAGGAAGGCGAGAGCAGCAGCGAGGACGCGAGCGAUGCCGGGGAAUCGUCUGCGAACUCGGAGGAGAUCCCAGUCCUCUCCCAUGCAGAGCAGCGGAGACAGAAGAAGAAGGAGCUGAAAGCCACUCUAACACCGGCGGACGAGCCCACACAUACGAAGAAGAAAGAAAAGGUGCAAAACACCGCAGAGCUCGCGCCGUCGAAGGUCCCGAAGCGCCAGAACUCGGUGUGGGCGGGCAACCUGUCGUUCAAGACCACGCCGGAGUCGCUACGGGGCUUCUUCGACGGCGUAGGGGAGAUCACGCGGGUGCACAUGCCCAUGAAGAUGGUGAGCGGCGGGCCAGGGGACAAGGGUGCGCGGAAAGAGAAUCGUGGGUUUGCAUACGUCGACUUCGCCACCGCCGAUGCUAAAGUGAUCGCAAUCACACUCUCUGAGAAGCCCCUUGAAGGGAGGAGGCUGCUAAUAAAAGACGGCCAGUCCAGUGAUGAUUACAGUGGUCGCCCUGCCCCUCCGAUUGAUGCGGCCGCUGGCGCCGACGCGUCCGCUGCGAGUCGCAAGGGCUCUGGAAUGUCGAAGACCGCGCAGAAAAUUCUUCGCGCGCAGAAGCAUCCCCCGGCGCCUACGCUCUUCCUGGGAAACCUCAGCUUCGAGACCACAGAAGCCUCCAUCCGCGAGCGUUUCGCGGCACACUGGAAGCAGACGCCGCACGAGGACACAGACGACAAGGCAGGCGCGUCGGCCGCUGGCGCGUGGAUCCGCGCAGUGAGGAUGGGGACGUUCGAAGAUAGCGGAAAGUGCAAAGGGUGGGCCUUCGUCGACUUCACGAGCGCCGAGCACGCUACUGCGGCUCUCACCAACCCACGAAACCACCGCCUCCUCGGACGGGAGCUCGUGAUGGAGUACGCGUCUCCCGACGCCGUCCGCCGGGGCGGGGGCAGCGCGCCUGCGGCGCAGAAAGCGCACGGACCCCACCAGACGCGCCUCGACGCGCGGGAGGCGCCGACGUUUUCGAAGCGCAAAAUUCGGACAGAGGAGCCCGAGGCGGACAUGGAAACCGACGGGGCACUUGAGCCGCGAGCAAGGCAGCGGCGGCGCCUGGGCCCGCAGCCUCAGAUAUCGGACAGGAAGCCACAGCGCGAUUGGAAGCCCUCGAGGGCGAGGGUGAAACCCGGGGCGGCUUUGGCUCAGGCUAAACGUGAAUCGGCCAGUAUUGUGCCAAGUCAAGGACAGAAGAUUGUGUUUUAG
Sparassis crispa is the source of this 1350-nucleotide messenger RNA. Its product is annotated as RNA-binding protein. The transcript has 4 exons. Gene Ontology annotation, molecular function: RNA binding. NCBI's taxonomy places the organism in Eukaryota, Fungi, Basidiomycota, Agaricomycetes, Polyporales, Sparassidaceae. The coding region runs from base 1 to 1350 and encodes 449 amino acids. The record is from RefSeq and is a predicted model, not a curated record.